AUGGCUGUGAGAAAGCGCUUCGUCAACCCAUUUUCUCGGGCAUCUGCCGAGGAGCUACCAGCGACUGAUGUACCCGACAUGGAGGCUUCCGCAGACUCCAAAUUGGAAAAAUUGGGUGAAACCGAUCGGGCCUCGUUGGAUUCAGAAGUUAUUGAUGAAAAAGCGCAGUCGGGUACUCAAAAAGCUCAGGCAAGCACCCAAGCCUGGACAAAGAACACAUUGGUUGCAGCUUAUAUUCUCGUCUGGGUUGUUAACUUUCUAGAGUACUUCAGCUCUGGACUGCUGAGCUCCCUAUCCCCAUAUAUCUAUAGUGGGUUCGAGCUACACUCCUUGACAGGUCUUACCUCCGUCAUCGCUUCGUUGAUCUCCGCUCUGGUCAAAUUUCCCUACGCGAAGCUCAUGGAUAUUUGGGGUCGGCCUCAGGCCUUUGGAGUCGGUGUCGGAUUUCUGACUCUCGGACUGGUCAUGAUGGCCGCCUGCAAGAAUGUACAAACAUAUUGUGCUGCUCAGGUUUUCUACCAAACUGGGUUCAGUAUGAUCGAUUUCUCCAUGACCAUUUUCAUUGCCGAUACUACGGCUUUGAAAAACCGGGCUUUUUGGAUUGCGUACGCCGCUUCUCCCUAUCUCAUCACACCUUGGAUCUACGGUUACGCUGCCAAUCAAAUAGUUGCCCCAGGCGGCAUCGGGUAUCGAUGGGGCUUUGGUGUCUUUGCCAUUAUCAUGCCCAUUGUCAAUGCUCCGCUCUGGGCCGAAAAGCUGAACUUGACGAAGAGGAGCAGUGGACGAACUCUCUGGCAGUCUAUCUUGUUUUACUGCAUCGAGUUUGAUGUUAUUGGCCUGCUUAUCAUCUCCACGGGUUUUUCUCUCUUCCUGUUGGCGUUCAACCUAUACUCUUAUCAACCUGGAGAGUGGCAUUCCCCAAUGAUUAUCUGUUUCGUUGUCAUCGGCUUUUGUUUGAUUAUCGCAUUCACUUUCUGGGAGAGAUACUUUGCGCCAGUGAAGUUCAUGCCUUGGGAGUUAAUCAAAAACCGGACUGUUUUCUUCACCUUCUCCAUGGUGGUGUCCCUGUACCUGGCCUGGUAUAUAUGGGAUAGUUACUUCUAUUCCCUUCUGCAAGUGAUGUUCAACCAAACCGUCACGGAAGCAACCUAUAUCUCCAACGUUUACACCAUGGGCUCGUGUUUCUGGUGUCUUGUCUUCGGGGCAAUUCUUCGCUACAACGGCCGUCUAAAAUGGUGGGCCAUCUGCUUUGGUGUUCCUCUUACCAUCCUUGGGGUUGGCCUUAUGAUCAAGUUCCGCCAACCCGAUUCGAACAUUGGAUACAUCGUCAUGUGCCAGAUCUUCGUUGCAUUUGGUGGUGGCACCCUCGUCAUCUGCGAGCAGAUGACUGUCAUGGCUGUUUCCGCUCAGAGAAAUAUCCCUGCUAUCCUGGCUAUCGAGGGUGUGGUUGCGAGUAUUGGUAGCGCCCUAGGAGGUACUGUUGCUGUCGCGAUGUGGACUGGAAUUUUCCCUGUCAAGUUAAAGGAGCUCCUCCCGAGUUCUGCACAGGCAGACCUCGCUACCAUUUACGGCUCCUUGACUGUCCAGCAGUCCUACGCCAAAGGCACAGCUACUCGUGAUGCUAUUGACCAUGCCUAUGGUGAAACUCAGCGACUUAUGCUCAUUACCGCUACUUGUCUUUAUCUUAUAACUUGGACUUCGUGCUUCUUUUGGAAGGAUCUCAACGUGAAGAAGAUGAAGCAGCAGGUGCAUGGUGUUCACUUGUGA
Molecule: messenger RNA, 1767 nt
Organism: Penicillium hordei
Lineage: Eukaryota; Fungi; Ascomycota; Eurotiomycetes; Eurotiales; Aspergillaceae
Exons: 3
Coding region: 1-1767 (588 amino acids)
Biological process (GO): transmembrane transport
Molecular function (GO): transmembrane transporter activity
Source: RefSeq, a predicted model, not a curated record